This is a messenger RNA of Neltuma alba, 1605 nucleotides long. RefSeq names its product cold-responsive protein kinase 1-like. Lineage: Eukaryota; Viridiplantae; Streptophyta; Magnoliopsida; Fabales; Fabaceae. Gene Ontology annotation, molecular function: ATP binding; protein kinase activity. The transcript is spliced from 6 exons. The coding region runs from base 298 to 1533 and encodes 411 amino acids. Gene Ontology annotation, biological process: protein phosphorylation. The record is from RefSeq and is a predicted model, not a curated record.
UAACCUUCCCAUCGUUAACUUUACUUCCGUUUCAGCAAAUGCAUGCUAUGACUUCUGUGUUCUGAUUUGACAGAAAGUUCUUUUGUUUUUUUUUUGUCCGGCCAAGAUUUGACAGAAAGUUCAGCCAAAGAAAAUUCCAUAUUAAGCUGUGACUUCUCUUUAUACAAGAUGCAUCGGUCGACAAUUCUACUAAUUCAAGAUUAGGAAUUGGAAAAUUAAUCAUUUCAAGGCUUUUGCCUCUUACGAUGAAUUCACUUUUUUUGCACAUGAUCUUAGUUAUUGGAGGAUUAUAGAUUAAUGUUCGAUUGCAUGCAUUGCAGCACUGGGUUCGAUCCAUUGGAGCCCCUGAAUUACAUUGUGAUGAGUUGUUUCUCUUGUAUUAUCAGAAAAAAGGGAUGUGUCUCAGCCACACAACCAACCGAAAUUGAUCUUGAGGUUUCAGACAUUCAGAAUGUAAACCUUUACACCUACAAGGAACUCCGAAUUGCCACAGAACGUUUUAGCCCAGAAAACAAGAUAGGGCAAGGCGGUUUCGGAUCUGUCUAUAAGGGAAAACUGAGAGAUGGGACUCUUGCUGCUAUAAAGGUGCUAUCAGCUGACUCGCAUCAAGGGGUUCGGGAAUUCCUGACAGAAAUCAAGGUGAUCACCAGCAUAGAGCAUGAGAACCUAGUUAAGUUGUUCGGAUGCUGUGUGGAAGGAAAUCACAGGAUUUUGGUGUAUGGCUAUCUUGAAAACAACAGCCUAGCUCAAACACUUAUUGGUGGAGGCCAUAGUAACAUUCCAUUCAGUUGGCCUGUGCGGCGGAACAUUUGCAUCGGCGUGGCCCGAGGCCUAGCAUUCCUUCAUGAGGAGGUUGAACCACAUAUUAUCCAUAGAGACAUUAAAGCAAGCAAUAUACUACUUGAUAAAGACCUGCAGCCCAAAAUUUCUGAUUUUGGUCUGGCAAAGCUUCUUUCGCCAAACUUGACCCAUAUCAGUACACGUGUUGCUGGUACAGCUGGUUAUCUAGCGCCUGAGUAUGCAAUACGAAGUCAAGUAACAAGAAGAUCAGAUGUGUACAGUUUUGGAGUUCUACUAUUAGAAAUUGUUAGUGGGAGGUGUAACACAAAUAGACGGUUACCUCCUGAAGAACAUUAUCUUCUUCCAAAGGCAUGGACUAUGUAUGAAAGUGGGGAGCUGGAGAAACUGGUGGAUGCAUUGCUAGAAGACAACUUUAAUAUUGAGGAGGCAUGCCAGUUUUGUAAAAUCGGUCUUCUCUGCGCUCAGGAUUCUCCUCAGCUCCGACCAUCAAUGUCUACUGUGCUUGGCAUGUUGAUGGGUGAAAUUGACGUUGAUGAAAAGAAAAUUACAAAGCCAGGAUUACUGUUUGAGUUUGUCGAAUCCAAAGAUGAAAAGAUGCAAAAAGCUGAGGCUGAAGUGGAAAAUACGUCUUCCCUUGGCAUCACAGGGAAGCAAGAUGUUUCCUCUUUGACAGAGACCACGGCCUCUUUUGCUACCAUGACCUUCACUUCAAUUUAUGAUCGGAGCUGUUAAGUUGAGUAUAUGCAUUUACGCUUGAGUUCUGCUCUCCCCUCUUAUCAAAAAGUUGUCUUCUCUUCUUUGUCG